Molecule: messenger RNA, 3621 nt
Organism: Danio aesculapii
Lineage: Eukaryota; Metazoa; Chordata; Actinopteri; Cypriniformes; Danionidae
Gene: sun1b
Product: Sad1 and UNC84 domain containing 1b
Exons: 23
Coding region: 73-3078 (1001 amino acids)
Biological process (GO): nuclear envelope organization
Cellular component (GO): nuclear envelope; meiotic nuclear membrane microtubule tethering complex
Molecular function (GO): protein-membrane adaptor activity
Source: RefSeq, a predicted model, not a curated record
CUCUCUUUUCCUAUUCAGCCUGUCUCUUGAGUAAGGAACAGUCGCUUUUGUGGAUCUCGUACACCUUUGAGAAUGAGGAGACAUGCAUUUAGAGGAAAGCGAGCUCAGCAAUUCACCAUGGAUUUUUCCCGUCUGCACACGUACACUCCUCCUCACUGUACUCCAGAUAACACCGGAUAUACCUAUUCACUCAGCUCGAGUUAUUCCACCGCUGCCCUUGAGUUUGAGAAGGAGCACAAGAUCAAUCCCGUGUACGACUCGCCCAAGAUGUCUCGCCGUAGUUUGAGACUCCAGACCAGCAGUGGUUUAUAUGACAGUUUCACUGAGGUGGCAGGGAAUCACAAUGUGGGUUCAUACAAGAGAACCAACACCAGCACCACUACAACCAGCAGCAGCAGCAGCAGCGUCAGCAGGUCUGUGCGGGGCAGAAGGCAGCAGCAGGAUUCAUCCAUCUAUGAGUCUCAGAGCGUCACUGGUACUCCUCAAAGCACAUCAGACCUGAGCUUCACCAGUACAGAUGCGUCUCUGAUCUCCAGCCUGCUAGACACGUCCACGCUCAGACAGAGCUCCACCACAGAGACAUACUCUGCAGCACGGAGAAGAAGAGCCGUUAACCGCUCUCUGUUGGAGAAUGGAAACGUCAGUAAAACGGAGGUGCAUGCUAAUCUGGCUAACGGCUAUUUCUGUAAAGACUGCUCCUUCCACGCCGAAGGGAACGAGAAAGAGACGUCAUAUUCUGUACCAUACUCCACAUCAGAGUCUGCAGCACAUCAGACAGCAGCAGCAGCAGACGCCACCAUGACCACCAUGGCCACCUCUCUGAACAGUGUGGAUGGUGCAGCUCACGACAGCUACUGUGGUAGUGUGAACGUGCAGGAUGUGGUGACCACAGACCAUCUCAAUCUCAACGGGUCACUCUGUGACGACUGCAAAGGGAAGCAGCACAUGGAGAUGAACACAGAGCGUAAACACUAUUCCUACAUCCACCGCGUGCUCGCAGUCUUGUGGGCUGUUGUUACUUACACAGGUAAUGUUCUUCACCGGGUUUGCCGAGGUUUCGGCUCUGCUGGUGCGUUUGUGAGCCGGAAGAUGAAGUCCGUUGUGGGGUUGGCAGUUUGUUCUCCAGGUGACGCCUGCAAAGAGAAGCAGCACAUGGAGAUGAACACAGAGCGUAAACACUAUUCCUACAUCCACCGCGUGCUCACAGUCUUGUGGGCUGUUGUUUCUUACACAGGUUACGGUCUUCUUCGGGUUUGCCGAGGUUUCGGCUCUGCCGGUGCAUUUGUGAGCCGAAAGCUGAAGUCCAUUCUGUGGUUUGCAGUGUGUUCUCCAGGGAAAGCAGCGACUGGCGCCUUCUGGUGGCUGGGAACAGGAUGGUAUCAGCUGGUAGCGCUCAUGUCUCUCAUCAACGUCUUUCUUCUCACUAGGUGUCUGCCGAAACUACUGAAGCUGCUUAUGAUUUUGCUGCCGUUUCUGCUGCUGUUUGGUUUAUGGUAUCUCGGUCUACCCAUCGCCCUGUCCUUCCUUCCCGCUGUAAACCUCACUGAGUGGAAAACAUCAGUCACUUCUUUUGCAUCACUUCCUGCUCUGCCAUCUAUUCCCUCUUUUCCCUCAUUACCGGCACUAACCUCUUUCACAAAAGAACCACUGCUUAAAGAGCAAGAUGUGACGCCACUGGUCGUCACACAGGCUGCAUCAGACUCCAUUAACAGUGAGCGUCUGGCUCUGCUGGAGCAGCGUGUGUCUGCUUUGUGGGAAAGCGUCCGGCAGGGUGAACUGAAGGCCAAGGAGCAGCACGAGGAGGCGCUAGGUUUGACUCAAUCUCUUCAGGAGCAGAUGAAGACGCAGACAGACAGAGAGAGUCUCGGCCUGUGGGUCACAGAGCUCCUGCAGCCCAAAUUCACUGCACUGGAGGGGGACAUGAAGACCGAGACCCUCAGCAGAGCAGAGACUGAAGAGCAGCAUGUGCAGCAUCAGAACAUUCUUGAAGCUCGGCUCGCUGAACUGGAAGUCCUGCUACAAAACCUGAACUCCAGAACUGAGAACAUCCACCUCUCUCAGCAGACACCAAUCCAAGCUCCCGUCAGUGUCGGAGUGUCUCAGGAAAAGCAUGAGGCUUUGCUCUCUGAGGUUCAGAGACUGGAAGCGGAGCUCGGACGAAUCAGAGGAGACCUGCAGGGGGUGAUGGGAUGCCAAGGGAAAUGUGACCGACUCGACACCAUUCAUGAAACGGUCUCUGCACAGGUGAAGGAGCAGCUGUACGCUCUGUUGUACGGUCGGGACAGAGGUGAAGCAGUCAUCCCCGAACCUCUGCUGCCCUGGUUGGCCUCUCAGUACACCAGCACCUCUGACCUCACAGCGACCCUCGUGACCCUGGAGCGAAGCAUUCUGGGAAACCUGUCGCUUCAGCUGCAGGAGAGCAAACAGCAGCAGGCCUCUGCUGAAACAGUCACACAGACUGUCGCUCACACCGCCGAGGCUGCUGGGAUGUCAGAGGAGCACGUGCAGCUGAUCGUGCAGCGUGCGCUGAAGCUGUACUCUGAAGACCGCACGGGACAGGUGGACUACGCUUUGGAGUCUGGAGGUGGCAGUGUCCUCAGCACUCGCUGUUCAGAGACAUACGAGACAAAAACUGCACUGAUGAGCCUGUUUGGAAUCCCGCUGUGGUAUUUCUCCCAGUCGCCACGUGUCGUCAUCCAGCCGGACAUGUACCCAGGAAACUGCUGGGCUUUUAAAGGCUCCCAAGGUUAUCUGGUGAUCAGGCUCUCGUUAAGUGUCAUCCCCAGCGGCUUCUGCCUGGAGCACAUUCCCAAAAGCCUCUCUCCUUCUGGAAACAUCAGCAGCGCACCUCGACGUUUCUCUGUCUACGGGCUGGAUGAUGAAUAUCAGGAAGAAGGGAAACUGCUUGGAGACUACACUUAUCAAGAAGACGGAGAUUCACUCCAGAACUUCCCAGUUAUGGAGAAGAAUGACAAAGCUUUUCAGAUCAUUGAGAUGCGAGUACUGUCCAACUGGGGUCAUCCCGAAUACACCUGCCUGUAUCGCUUCAGAGUCCACGGCAAACCUCACACUCAAUAAUGUACAGCACUAUAUAACCCUUUAUGUACAUACAGGACACGCUUGGACUUGAUGCAGCACUGGGAUGCGCAAGCUAUGUUUUUAAGACUUUGAUACGAAUGAUGGCCGAAGCUGAGUUACGAGGAGCACAGCAGGAAAAGAGCAAUGUAUUAAAACUAAGGAUUUCCUUUAAUUUUGGCUGUUCUUGCACUGAUUCCUGCCCCAUCCGCUCUCACCCGUAGAGGUGUCUGUGCCUUCAGACAGAUCACGCUUCUCUCAUUCGCGGGACAUUUCGCUUGUGUGUUUUCUGAAUGUAGUAAAGAGAGGUAUGGAGUUCAGGACAUGCCUGACAUCCGCCUCGUCCGCCGGUCACUGAUGCUUUAAUUAGCCCCGAAAGGAAACUUUUAUCACCACCAAACCACAGUAUGUCUAGGUCAUAUUUGCAGAGGUUAUUCUCUUUUAGGUCUGUUUAAAUUAAUUUUAUUUUAAUUGUAACAUAAUUUUCUUUGAAGUUAAGCAAAAAGCAUUUAAUUAGUAGUAAUUUUGAACAGUAUUUUUUUGGGG